AUGUCGUUGCUGUUGGUGCCGGGGCUGUGUCAGCGUGGCUGUGGUGAUGCUAUAAAGCGGCACCCAGACCGGCACUGGGUCGUCUUCCACCGCUGGCCCGACCGGCUCCGGGCUCUUCAAGUGGCGUCAGCAGCUCUACCAGCUCAGGCUCGGGCUCAGGGCUCCUCAACCGCCGUCACGUCGACGACUACCCGUUCCUCCACCUCGUCUGCCUCUCGCACCAGCGAUACGUCGUCCACCACAAGUGACGGAUCCUCGCGCACCUCGUCCGGAACCAGUUCUCCCUCGGCCAGUCCGAGCGACAACGCCGCUGCCGGCUUUGUCGAUAAGAACUGGGCUCCUUGGAUGCUCGCCUAUGUUGCGGGUGUCGGUCUGGCUCUGUAA
Molecule: messenger RNA, 384 nt
Organism: Aspergillus tanneri
Lineage: Eukaryota; Fungi; Ascomycota; Eurotiomycetes; Eurotiales; Aspergillaceae
Exons: 2
Coding region: 1-384 (127 amino acids)
Source: RefSeq, a predicted model, not a curated record